AUGGGGAUCCUCGUUCCAGCUGAUGCCUUCCGUUCAUCCCCAGGCAUCGCCCCCGCGUCCGAUGGCCUGGCUGUGGUUAGCUUUCACGAUACUGGGAAGCAUCAGGAAUGCACCCAGAGCACCCCUGGGCUCAGUUCCGAGGAGGGCUUCGGGUCCGUGGAGAAGGUGCUGCUGCUCACCUUUCUCUCCGCCAUCAUCCUCAUGGCCAUCUUGGGCAACCUGCUGGUCAUGGUGGCCGUGUGCCGGGACAGGCAGCUCAGGAAAAUCAAAACCAAUUACUUCAUCGUCUCCCUCGCCUUCGCGGAUCUGCUGGUGUCGGUGCUGGUGAUGCCCUUUGGUGCCAUUGAGCUGGUUCAGGACGUCUGGAUUUACGGGGAGAUGUUUUGCCUGGUCCGGACGUCUCUAGACGUCCUGCUCACCACUGCGUCCAUUUUCCACCUGUGCUGCAUUUCUCUGGACAGGUACUACGCCAUCUGCUGCCAACCCCUGGUUUACAGGAACAAGAUGACGCCCGUGCGCAUCGCGCUCCUCCUGGGCGGCUGCUGGCUCGUCCCCAUGUUCAUCUCCUUCCUCCCCAUCAUGCAAGGCUGGAACAACAUCGGCAUAGUCGAGCUGAUCGAGCAGAGGAAGUUCAACCAGCACUCCAACUCCACCUACUGCGUGUUCAUGGUCAACAAGCCCUACGCCGUCACCUGCUCGGUGGUGGCCUUCUACAUCCCCUUCCUGCUCAUGGCGCUCGCCUACUACCGCAUCUACGUCACCGCCAGGGCGCACGCGCGCCAGAUCCGGCGGCUGCAGCGCGCGGGGGCCGGGGCGGCCCCGGAGGGGGGCCGGGGCGCGGGCCGGGGCCGGGCCCCGCCGCCCGCCGACCCGCACGGCGCCACCCACCGCAUGCGCACCGAGACCAAGGCCGCCAAGACGCUGGGCGUCAUCAUGGGCUGCUUCUGCCUGUGCUGGGCGCCCUUCUUCGUCACCAACGUGGCCGACCCCUUCCUCGACUACGCCGUGCCCGCGCAGGUGUGGACCGCCUUCCUGUGGCUCGGCUACAUCAACUCGGGCCUCAACCCCUUCCUCUACGCCUUCCUCAACAAGGCCUUCCGACGUGCCUUCCUCUCCAUCCUCUGCUGCGACGGCGGGGGCCGCUCGCGGAGGCCGUCCGUGCUGCUGCGCCCCCCCGCGGGGCCCGGCUCCUCCUCCGCCGCCGCCGCCGCCGCCGCCCCCGCCCCCGCCACGGCCUCCGCCGCCACCCGCCAACGGCUCCACGCACCUGCUCAGCCAGAACGCCAGCGCUUCCACCGAGAGCGUGUGGACAGUCUCCCCCGCAUUGAGGACGCGGCGGAGUGCGGGGGCCGCUGGGAGAGUCAGUGCCACCCCUCGGAGGGCGACGUCUCCCCUGGUGGCCGCCCGGCCCAGUGA
Perognathus longimembris pacificus (Pacific pocket mouse) is the source of this 1416-nucleotide messenger RNA. It is a transcript of the gene Htr4, whose product is annotated as 5-hydroxytryptamine receptor 4. The transcript is spliced from 8 exons. Gene Ontology annotation, biological process: adenylate cyclase-activating adrenergic receptor signaling pathway; chemical synaptic transmission; regulation of appetite. The coding region runs from base 1 to 1416 and encodes 471 amino acids. The record is from RefSeq and is a predicted model, not a curated record. Gene Ontology annotation, molecular function: G protein-coupled serotonin receptor activity. Gene Ontology annotation, cellular component: plasma membrane. NCBI's taxonomy places the organism in Eukaryota, Metazoa, Chordata, Mammalia, Rodentia, Heteromyidae.